AAGGAGCACAUCUGCAAGCUAAGCAUACAUACCUUCUGCCUGCCUGCUUGUCCAUGCCACAGCCCCUUUGUGCAGUCACAGAAGAUUCCACAAGUGCUGAGCUUUCGAAUCCCCGUUACAAACAAAAGGUUUCAGGAGGAAGCAAAAACCCUCCAUCAGCCAGGUGGGGAAACUGAGGUACAGAAUUGACAUGGGUUGUCCAAGAUCACAGUCAGUCAGAUACUGACGGUACCAUGACGCAAUCACCAGACAUAAUGUCCCUGCAGAUGAUAUCAGCCAUUAAUAAUUCAUCCUUGAUUCAGCCAGGCUUUUCUCUGCUGAAUUUUGAUGGGCAAGUUUUCUUUUUUGGACAGAAAGGCUGGCCAAAGAGAUCUUGCCCCACUGGAGUUUUUCUCCUUGACUUAAAAAAAAAUGAGCUCAAAUUGAAGCCUGCAUUUUUCUCUAAGGAUUCCUGCUAUCUUCCCCCUCUCCGUUACCCUGCUGUCUGCGCUGUCAGGGGCAGAACAGAGUCUGAGAAAUGCCAGUAUGUCAUCCAUGGUGGGAAAACGCCAAACAAUGAACUAUCUGAUAAGAUUUAUGUUAUGGGUAUAGUAUGCAAGCCUAGCAAGAAAAUCACCUUUAAAUGCACUGAGAAAGAGUUAGUUGGGGAUGUUCCUGAAGCCAGAUAUGGUCAUACCAUUAACACGGUUCAUAGCCGAGGUAAAAGUAUGAGUGUUAUAUUUGGGGGAAGGUCAUAUAUCCCUCUUGGACAAAGAACCACAGAAAAAUGGAAUAGUGUAGUAGACUGUAUGCCCCAUGUGUUUUUGGUUGAUUUUGAGUUUGGAUGCUGUACCUCAUACAUCCUUCCAGAGCUUCAGGAUGGACUUUCUUUCCAUGUCUCCAUUGCCAGAAAUGAUACCAUCUACAUCCUAGGGGGUCAUUCUCUUGAAAAUAACAUCAGACCCCCCAACUUAUACAGACUAAAAAUUGACCUGCCACUAGGCAGCCCAGCUGUGAGCUGCACCAUCUUGCCUGGGGGGAUCUCUGUCUCCAGUGCUCUUGUGACUCAGACUGGCGAUAAAGAGUUUGUCAUGGUUGGGGGCUACCAGUGUGACAACCAGAAGAGGAUGUUUUGUAAUACAAUCACUUUAGAAGAUAACAACAUAGAGAUUGUGGAAAGGGAGACCCCAGAUUGGACACCAGAUAUUAAACACUGCAAGAUAUGGUUUGGUAGUGAUAUGGGUAAUGGGGCCAUAUUGCUUGGUAUACCGGGGGACAAUAGGCAGCUAAUUUCAGAUGCAAACUACUUUUACAUUUUGAGAUGUGGAGGAGCAAGAGAUGAGGAGGAGGAGGCUGCACAAACUUGCAGUCAGACAUCUACAGAAGACCCAGGGGACUCCACUCCAUUUGAAGAUUCAGAGGAGUUCUGUUUUAGUGCCGAAGCCAAUAGUUUUGACGAUGAUGAUAUUGACACCUAUAAUGAAGAUGAUGAAGAAGAUGAAUCAGAAACAGGCUACUGGAUCACCUGCUCUGCCAACUGUGACAUUGACAUCAACACUUGGGUCCCUUUCUAUUCGACUGAACUCAACAAGCCAGCUAUGAUCUACUGUUCCAAUGGAGAUGGCCAUUGGGUCCAUGCUCAGUGUAUGGACCUAUCUGAGGGCAUGCUCAUACGUCUUUCAGAGGCAAAUAUCAAGUACUUCUGCAAUGAGCAUGUUGAUCUUGCUAGAGGGCUGCAAACCCCAAAGAAGGUUCUGCCUGUGAAAAAACAACCUCUGAAACCAUUGCGCAGAAAAACAUCCAUGAAGAUAGCAACUCCAGUGAAAAAAUCUUUUCUUCGGAGGUUAUUUGAAUAGAUUUGAGCUAAUAUUAAGGUUCAGCUAGGAUUAAAUGAAGAAAUCACAAACCAAAGAUAGUUAAUGAUGGUUGCAACAGAAUGUAAUAUUAGAACUCCUAAUGGUGUUUUAUUUUAUUAAUUUUAAUUAUUAGAUUAUUUCAGUUUACUGUAGCUCACAAAUCGAUGUUUAUUAUGUGUAUUGUGGUAGCAUCCAGUGGUCCUAAUCAUGAUUAGUGCCCCAUUGUGCUGGGCACUAUACAAACACAUAGGAUCAUAUUCAGAUAGCCUUCCUCAAAUAGAAUGGUACAUUACUUCAUAAAUAUCCCCAUUGACUUUAAAGAAAACAUUUGAAGAGUAAGGCACUACCCUGUGUGAAAAAUGAUCUAGACUCUGGUCCAAAGGGAAGCCAGCGUUACCAAUUUUGCUUUUGCAAAUCAAUCUAUUCAAUCAGUAGAACUAGAAAUAUAAGGUCUAAUUCAUGACUGCAUUGCUCCAGUUUUACACUAAUCUAACAUCAGUUUAAGUCGUCUGAUUUUAAUUCAUUAAAUUGGAGUAAUGCAGUGUUAGUUCAGGCCCAUUGUAUCAAAAAUAUGAAGGCAUCAAGAGCCAGUUUUCAAAAGGGAUCUCUAAUUUGGGAAGCCUCUGUUUUGGGGCACCUAAUUUUGGACCUAAUUUUGAUUUUGAAAGGUGCUGGGCAGCCACAGAUGAGCACCAGCUGGAAUUGUGGAAGCUCAGCUCACCAGAAAAUCAGACCACUUAUUUAGGUGCCUAAAUAUUUGUUUUGUUUCCAUUUUUCAAGGUGGGGCUCAUGGACAAGCCCUCCCCAUUUAAAAAAGAUCAAUUUGUUCAGCCUGCCAUUUGUGUUUGUAUUUUAAAAUGUAUAAUGAACUAAUAAAGUUUAUAAUAAAAAUGGCC
Molecule: messenger RNA, 2731 nt
Organism: Chelonia mydas (Green sea turtle)
Lineage: Eukaryota; Metazoa; Chordata; Testudines; Cheloniidae
Gene: RAG2
Product: recombination activating 2
Exons: 3
Coding region: 234-1835 (533 amino acids)
Biological process (GO): V(D)J recombination
Cellular component (GO): DNA recombinase complex; nucleus
Molecular function (GO): sequence-specific DNA binding; protein binding
Source: RefSeq, a predicted model, not a curated record